Molecule: messenger RNA, 1671 nt
Organism: Schistocerca cancellata (South American locust)
Lineage: Eukaryota; Metazoa; Arthropoda; Insecta; Orthoptera; Acrididae
Exons: 4
Coding region: 1-1671 (556 amino acids)
Source: RefSeq, a predicted model, not a curated record
AUGUGCCAAAUCAAAUGGAAAAACCCACGCGAAAAUGAUAAGGACUACCAGUCGGGCAACGUACAUUAUUCUCCCUCAGUACUGUCAAGUGAGGAUAAACUUCCUCAGAGACUAGUACAAAAAUACACUCUUCUGAAAAUAAUCAACCGCUUUGGUUCCAAUAAGGCAUUGCAGUGUUGCUGGAAAUAUAGUGGUGAAACCGAUAGUAGAACAGUUCGAAAUAGAGUAAAACGUGGUGUUCGUCAACGAAACGGCAAUAACUUACAGAGACAAGUCUAUUCGCAUGCGCAGCGGUUAUUUCCAAGAGAUUCCGACGACACCUUAGCAGCUGCUGGUGACCAAACGACGGACAGUGAGGCACUGCUCGACGAUGAAGUACAGUCGAGUCAUCUCAACCACUCAGAUUCAAACUACAAACUUCCAGAAACUUCCACGCACGAGAUUCCUUCAGACGUGCAGGAAAGCACGUAUACUUCGGAAAACAUUCUGUCAGAUGGGUUGGAAGUCGUUACAGCUCCGAACAUUGUUGCGACAGAAAAUGAGCCUGAAGACGAAAAACGUACGGAAUAUCCUCAUGCUGAUGCUGCCGACCCCAUAGAUCAUGUUACAACCUCGCACCAGGAGACAGACCAUUCACUGGUGCAGUCACAAAUGCACGUUGUAAACAUAGAGAAUGAGCCCGAAGACGAAAAUAAUACGGAAUCUCCUCAUGCUGAUCCUGCCGACCACACAGAACAUGUUUCCACAUCGAACUUCGAGACGGAUCAUUCACAGAUGCAGUUACAACUACCCGCAGAAUUUGAAUCAGCUUCCGAGACAACCCCUACACCGCAAGAUGGAAGUACUACAGUGCUAGCAGAGGUUAUCACUUCGACAGUCUCACAUACGGAUGAGGUCACGUGGUGGCCACCUCUGGUGAGCGUUACACCGGAGAACAACACCGGCGACACCGCCUGCCACUGCGAAGAGCCGCCUUCGGACCCUCUGGUUGCCGCUGUGCUGCUGCUGUUGGGUCACGUAGCUCCUCUGCUGUGGUCGGUGGCCGGUCGCUGCGGGUGCGGGCGCUGGCCGCUGUCGGCUGCGACGCUGGAGCUGCUGCUGUGGCUGCCCGGCCUGUUGGGGGCGGCGUCGCGGGCGGCCGGCGUGCAGACGCCGGUGCGGGGGCCCGCGUGCCGCGCCGCCACCGCCGCCGGCCUCUGCGGGGCGCUGCUGCGGGUCUUCCAGGCCGUGCUGUCUGCGGCGCGCGCGCCCUCCUCUGUCCGGCAGGGUCCCCGCUGCGCGGACUCCGACUCCAGCACGUCUGGGACGCGCAAGACUGGCUGGGUGUCCGCCGAGGAGGCGGGCCCCAGUAGCGGCGUAGAGCUGCCAGCCAAUCCGGACGCUCGGGACCGUGGAGGCGCCGCCAAUGAAACGGCAAUUCAGGAAGACAGUCACGGCGGAGAAGGUUCGAAGAGUGAGCACAGUGGCCGAGCAGCCGACAGUGGCACUCAGGGGGCCAAAUUGUCGCCGGAACUCGAGGCUGUGUUUGUUGUUGGGAACACUGAGCCCUGUACAGGAGGGUCCAAGUCGGAAACACCUCUCGAGUGUCCGGCAGAGAAAAGUGAACGAAAAUCAUCCCUUAAUAAUAUUCCAAAGUUCUUACAAGUCAUAAACUGCAUUACAAAAAAGUGA